Messenger RNA from Vidua macroura (Pin-tailed whydah), 1086 nucleotides. It is a transcript of the gene GALR1, whose product is annotated as galanin receptor 1. Bases 1 to 1086 code for a protein of 361 amino acids. Gene Ontology annotation, biological process: positive regulation of cytosolic calcium ion concentration; negative regulation of adenylate cyclase activity; G protein-coupled receptor signaling pathway. Gene Ontology annotation, cellular component: membrane. NCBI's taxonomy places the organism in Eukaryota, Metazoa, Chordata, Aves, Passeriformes, Viduidae. The transcript is spliced from 3 exons. The record is from RefSeq and is a predicted model, not a curated record. Gene Ontology annotation, molecular function: galanin receptor activity.
AUGGAGCUAGGAGAGCCCCCGGCGGAGCCCCUCAACCUGUCCCGAGCCGCGGCAGAGACGCUCCGCGCGGAGUUCAACCUGUCCGGGCUGCCGGAGGCGGAGGGGAAGCCCCUCUUCGGCAUCGGCAUCGAAAACUUCAUCACCUUGAUCGUCUUCGGCUUAAUCUUCACCCUGGGGGUGCUGGGCAACACCCUGGUGAUCACGGUGCUGGCGAGGAGCAAGCCAGGCAAGCGCCGAAGCACCACCAACAUCUUCAUCCUCAACCUGAGCAUUGCCGACCUGGCCUACCUGCUCUUCUGCAUCCCCUUCCAGUCCACGGUCUAUGUGCUCCCCACCUGGGUGCUGGGAGCCUUCAUCUGCAAGUUCAUCCACUACUUCUUCACCAUCUCCAUGCUGGUGAGCAUCUUCACACUCUCGGCCAUGUCUGUGGACCGGUACGUGGCCAUUGUGCACUCCCGACGCUCCUCAGCCUUGCGUGUUCCCCGCAACGCGAUGCUGGGUGUGGGGCUCAUCUGGGCACUCUCCUUUGCCAUGGCCUCACCUGUGGCUCACCACCAGCGCAUCUUCCACCGCGAGGCCAGCAACCAGACCUUCUGCUGGGAGUUCUGGCCCAACCCACGCCACAAGAAGGUCUAUGUGAUUUGCACAUUCAUCUUCGGAUAUCUGCUCCCACUGCUGCUCAUCUCCUUCUGCUAUGCCAAGGUUCUUAAUCAUCUGCAUAAGAAGUUGAAAAACAUGUCAAAGAAGUCAGAAGCAUCCAAGAAAAAGACAGCACAGACUGUGUUGGUGGUGGUAGUGGUUUUUGGCAUCUCCUGGCUGCCUCAUCAUGUGAUCCAUCUCUGGGCUGAAUUUGGAGUUUUCCCACUGACUCAAGCCUCCUUUCUCUUCAGGGUAACUGCACACUGCCUGGCUUACAGCAAUUCUUCUGUGAACCCAAUCAUAUAUGCAUUUCUAUCUGAAAAUUUUAGGAAGGCCUACAAACAAGUCUUCAAAUGCCAGAUUGGUAAUGAGUCACUUCUGAAUGAUGCUAAGGAAAAUAAAAGUCGGAUAGAUACACCACCCUCUACCAAUUGUACCCAUGUGUGA